GAGCCGACUCUCCGCCGCCCGGAGCUCAUCUCCAAACCACCAAAUCACAUCUCUGACCCGGGACGCUCCAAACUGUCAGCAUCAAACUUCUUCACUUUACUUUUAAAGUCUUGAAGCGGAUGCAGAGAUUACAUGAAGAUUUGAGCGGACUCAGCUGGAUGGAUUCUCUCUCUGUUUUUUUCUGGUGCGUAAAACUUCGCCAAGUAGGUUAGUGGAGGAACCGGAGAGAGUUUUUGGACAUACAGCGCAGCGGGUUUGGAGUGUGUGUGAGUGUGUGUGAAAAGUUGCUGAGAGCUCGGAGAGAGUUUGAUCCAAUGCGUCCGGAGCGGCCGGUUCAACAGCAGGAACACCGAGAGGAGAAAUACCGAGAGAGAGAAGGAGAAGGAGGAGAAAGGAGCUGAGAUCAGCGGGGUCUGCAGGGACUCACCGGCUGCUGGACGUACAUGUCUCCGCUCCCCACCGGCACCGAGGUUUCUACUCCCUGUGACAUCAUCGCACCAUGCCUGAGGGGUCACGGCGUGGCAGCCAGAGAUCGCCUAGCAACACAGCCGCCAAGCGUCCCUCCUCAGUCUCGUCUCUGAGUGGGAUUGUGGGUAGGAUGAUGUCGUCCGGCGAUCGAGGAGCCUCGUCCUCGUCCUGCACCUCCGUCAACACCGUCUGCUCGGACAGCGAGCGGCCCGCCUCCCUCUCCCUCUCCUCCUCUGCUUCAUCCGUCUCCCUGCAGGACACCUCCCACUCCUCCUCUUCCUCCUCCUCCUCUUCCUCUCUGCCAUACGGCGCCGUGCCGACCUACAACGCCUCUUCAUCGUCCUCGUCGUCCUCCACGCCAAAGAGGAACGGCUCCGACAUCAGCCUGGACCUCACACCCCUCGUCACGCCACAUGGAGGAGGAGUCCCUGCAGGAGGAGGCGGCAUCUGUGUUGCCAAGGUGACAGGUGGAGGUCACCCCCCGAAUGGAGAUGUAGCCAAGAUGGUGGCAGCGGUGGCCACGCCCAGACAGCUUUCGCGGCUGGAGCGAGUUGUUCUGGAGAUCGUAGAGACCGAACAAGCCUACGUCAGAGAUCUGAAGAGCAUCGUGGAGGAUUAUCUGGGCUGUAUCAUCGACUGCGGCUCUCUGCCUCUGAAACCGGAGCAGGUCAGCACGUUGUUCUGCAACAUCGAGGACAUCUACGAGUUCAACAGUGAUCUCCUGGAGGAUUUAGAGAGGAGUCCUCACGCUGCCGCCAUCGCAGAGUGCUUCGUGGAACGGAGUGAAGCCUUCGACAUCUACACACUCUACUGCAUGAACUACCCCAACUCGGUGGCGGUGCUGAGGGACUGUAUGAAAAACAAAAGUCUGGUUCAUUUCUUCCAGGAGAGACAGACGACUCUGAACCAUUCUUUACCUCUGGAGACGUACCUGCUCAAACCAGUGCAGAGGAUUCUCAAAUACCACCUGCUACUACAGGAACUUUCAAAGCACUUUGACAAGAGCGACCCUGGAUAUGAGGUCAUUGAGGACGCCAUCAUCACCAUGACAGCGGUGGCCUGGUACAUCAACGACAUGAAGAGGAAACAGGAACACGCAGUACGACUGCAGGAGAUUGAGUCCCUGCUGGUGAACUGGAGCGGGCCGGACCUCAGCGGGUUUGGAGAGCUGGUUCUAGAAGGUUCCUUCAAGGUCCACAGAGUGAAGAAGGAGAGGGCGUUCUUCCUGUUUGACAAGAUGCUGCUGAUCGCCAAGAAGAGGCUGGAGCAGUUCGUCUACAGCACCCAUAUAUUUUGUUGUAAUCUGCUGCUGGUGGAGAAUCUGAAGGAUUCUUUGUGCUUCAGAGUGUCGGAUCAGACGAUUCCCAAACAGCAGCACAUUGUCCAGACAAAGAACCAGGAGGAGAAGAGGCUGUGGGUGCACUACCUCAAAAGACUGAUCGUAGAGAAUCAUCCUGCUUCUCUCCCACAGAAGGAGAUUGAGUCCCUGCUGGUGAACUGGAGCGGGCCGGACCUCAGCGGGUUUGGAGAGCUGGUUCUAGAAGGUUCCUUCAAGGUCCACAGAGUGAAGAAGGAGAGGGCGUUCUUCCUGUUUGACAAGAUGCUGCUGAUCGCCAAGAAGAGGCUGGAGCAGUUCGUCUACAGCACCCAUAUAUUUUGUUGUAAUCUGCUGCUGGUGGAGAAUCUGAAGGAUUCUUUGUGCUUCAGAGUGUCGGAUCAGACGAUUCCCAAACAGCAGCACAUUGUCCAGACAAAGAACCAGGAGGAGAAGAGGCUGUGGGUGCACUACCUCAAAAGACUGAUCGUAGAGAAUCAUCCUGCUUCUCUCCCACAGAAGGCGAGGCAGGUCCUGGGAGACAACUUCUGUCAAUCUCCUCAGUUUGACCAGGACAACCUGAAGAAGUCCUCCGCAUCGCCUCGACUGGACGAUAUCCACGGCUAUCACAGAGGCAGACGUCAGUCAGGUCAGGAGCCUCCAGAGCUGCUGAUGUACACGCCUGAGAAGUCCAGGAAGAGUCUGCCGCUGCUGCUGGAGGGAAACCUGCCGUACAGACGCACCAGGAGACAGUCAGCUCCGGCAAAAGACAUCGAAGCAGCAUUUCAUCCCAACGGUGAGAAUCAGGCGGGCAGUGAGGGUGAGCUGUGCCAGGCGGACAGUCUGGGCUCAGCUGGCAGCAGCAGCACGCUCGCAUCCUCCGUCAUCGAGGUGGAGGCAGAGAGGAACGAACCAGGCCUGACGACACAGCUGCGACCAAGCCAAGAGGAAGAGGAAGAGGAUGAAGAGGAGCUGAGCCCCCUCAGCCCUCCCCCCACCCUGUCCAUCACCGAAGAGAUCCUGGAGUUCAUCAACCAGAGCAGAGCUAGAGAGGGACUGACCGCCAUUCACACUGGCACAACGGAGCAGGUCCUGGAUCAGCCCAAAGAGAGCCAGCCACCAUCUAACCAGACCAACUUCACCUGCCCACUGCCCCCAGCCGCCUGCCCCUCCAGCCCAGAACAAGGAUCCACGAUGCAACUGGAGCAGGAAGGAGCAGAGAAGGAGAACGAAAGCCCUCUCCAGAGUCAGACAGGUGGCUCUGGGGAGGAGAACAAACCUGAAAAUGAGACAAUUACAAACGAAGUCCAGGAAAUUCCAGAUGCAACAAGUCAAGUGGAAAAGGGAGUGGAAGCGGACGUAGAGACACAAGGAGAAGUGGUAGAAAAACAGAAAGAAGAGGAGAAAAGAAGGGAUGAAGGAGAAGGAGAAGGCAUCAUCCCUGCCCCGACAUCACAUCAUCAUCCCUCCAUCUCAGCAGAGGAAGAAAGAGAAAACAGCAGCAGCUGUCAGUCAACUAAAGAAGAGGUGAACACGGAGGUCAUGACUUCCUCCUCAAAUCAAGAUCUUCCUCAACACCCCAUUCAGAGAUGCCAGCCAACAAGAGGCUCCCACCUAACCAAGCGUGACAAGAAGAUCAUCGAAAAGAUCAGGAGUUAUUACGAGGCAGCAGCCGAGGCUGAAGAGGACGUGGCAGAGGAGGAAGAUGAACAGGAAGAGGGAGCAGCAUCAAGGAGGAGAAACAGUUUCUCUCAAAUCCCAUCUGGCUUGGUAAAGGAGUCAGUAUCACGCUUUGAUGUUAGCGGGCACCCGGGGGAGCCAGAGAGUGGAAGAAGCAAGUAUGACACAAGUGAAGCGAUCGAUACAGUGACUGAUCGAGAGACAGAGCCCUGUUCCCCAACUGGUCCCAUCUCUUCACCUACCCUGCUCCCAGUAGAUGCAGAGAAUGAUGGACAGGCAGAUGAGCCAAUCAGCUCGUUGGAUUUUGAUGCAGAGUCCCCAAUCUCACCACCCUCAACUGUGACACAGGACAAGGAGACCCCAAACCAAGUGGGUCUGGAUCUACAGUUGAAUCCAAAAGAGCCUGAUGGAAAAGAGGCUGAGAUACAGAACAAAAAUGUGAAAGUUUGCAAAGGACCAUCGGAGCAAAGACAGGAUGAAAAACAGGAAGGGAAGACAAGUGUUGUGGCUACUAGGGAGCAUGGUGGAAACUCUCUGCAAGGAGAGGAGCCAACUAUUACAAAACAGUCCAAGAACCAAGAUGAAAUACUCAAAAGCAGUGCUGGAAACCAGGUUGUUAUUAAUGGGCAAGAACCCAGCCAAGAAGGCCCAGCAGAACCAAAUGGAAGCCACAAGGAAACCCCUGCACCUCAGCCACCUGCAGAGCAAUGUCAAAAAAAUGAGGCCAAAACUCACUCCAACUGGACAAAAACCAAACAAGCCAAGACCAGCGGGAACCUUGAGGGUCUUCCUAGUCAGAUAAAAGUGGGCCGAUGGUCCCGCCACUCCAGGAUCGUCACCUCUAACCGGGUCUUGUUUGAGAGCAUGGGAUCAGAUGUCGCUGGUAUUGGGUUAUUUGAGGCCAGCCCUGUGGCGGACCCCAUGCUAAUGGAAAACUCAGAGCGUAUUCUGAGCAAGGUCCAAACAUUGGCCCGGAUGUACAGUGCCAAAGCCAGCACCAUGAAGGUCCCACUGCAUCAGAAGCGGGCCAGCGCUUUAUGGAACCAGUCAUGGGGCUCAGGUCGACUUUCUGGACACUCAACUCAGACCCAAACGGAAAGCCAGUCAGGUCAGACCCAAAUACAGACCUCAACUAAGUACCGGCAGCAAACACAGUACCAGAUGGAAGUCAGUCAAUCUGAGAUCCACUCACAGACCAAAUAUGGAACCCAAACUCACUCCGAGACCAAAGUUCAGAGACAAACUAUAACACAAAUGAGGCAGCAGUCGCAGAUCCAAACCAAAAGCCAGAUGUGGAGUCAGACACAGUACCAAAGCCAGAACCAGACCAGGGCUUACAGCCAGGACCAGACCCAAACCAUGAGCCGGAAGGACCAAACGAUGAUCAAAAGAGCAGAGUGCCUGACAAAUGAUUUCCAGGAGACACCGAUUUCCCCCUGUGAGCCUCUGAUGUUUGGUCACGUGUAUGUCAAAGAGCAGUCGACCCCAGCUUGUCACCAGACAAAUGGAUUCACCCUCUCCAGGCCCAGGGACUUCAUCUCUGCCUUGUCCAAAGAAAAAGACUCCAGUGUGGGUUGUAGAUCAGGUGACAAUUCCCAGAUUUCCACAAUGCCUGUUGAAAAUCCACCCACUUCACUGAAAGACCAGUUAUCCACUCAGCCCCAGGCAAACAGCUUCAACCCCAGGCACACCUCCACUGACAUGUCAUCGGCCUCUACAGCAUCCAGACAUCACCUCAGAACACAACCUGAAGAUCAGAGCUCCAGUUUGUGCUGCUCUUCCAGUAACAGCACCUUGACGUCAACCAUGAACGGGGAGGUUUAUUCAGACACUGAAGAGACAGAGAGAAGAGACAGGUCAGAGCUGAGUGGUCGACGCCCUGUUUACUCAGUCAGAGAGGAGACUGUAAACAUCAUGACCCAGCCAGCAUGCUCACGGCCAAACAUCUGUGCUCACAGCAUACCACAGUGGGAAAUCUCCAAAGAUGGACAUGAGCAGUACAAAUAUAAGCAGAAUUUACCAGCUGCCCAAGAUAAACAUGCAUCAGAGCACAAAAUUUCCACAGGACAUACUGACAGCAGAGAUAUGUUAACCAAAGAUGUGCAGAGUGUUCAUGCAGGGCCUGAAUACUUGGUUUGCACAGGACCCGUGGAUGGAGAGGCAUCCCCAGGAGACCUGGUACUGAUGGUAGCAUCUACACAGAUGCAGGCUCCUUCAGAAUACCACAGGUCCACAGUGCCUCACCCAGGACUCGCUGGAGAGCAGUCCCAGAGGGUAACACUUAACCUGGCAGAGGGAGGCACCAACGCGCCGGGGGUCUCUGUAGGGUCAACGAGAGAUGCGAGCGAGCAGAUGAAAUUCAAUGAGACACAGUAUGAUUCUUUAUCUCAGCCCAGGAUGAUCCUACAAGGUUCAGCAGUGAUCUUUACAGAAGAGACACCUUAUUACAGAUCCCCAGGGGAAUUGGUUGUUCCACCAAACCUGAGUCAGCCUUUGCACUUGACCUUUGACCUCUCACAGGUUUCUGGUCAUACAGUCACAGAAACCCCAGAGGAUCACAAAGCAAGAGCACCAAGUCCGUGGUCAUCAGUUCAGAACUCAGAAUCAAAUCCUCCCCGACCACGUCCUCCAUCUGUGCAGUCCGUAGACCGUCUACCAACAUUCACCAGCCAGAGACCGCAGGACUUACCCUCUGCACUGGGGACACAGGCUCCGUCUAACACCAGAAAAACAGCUGCGAUAUCAGGCAUUGUAGGCUGCAUCAAUCCCCCAAAAACCUGUGAAAUCCAUGAGGGAGUUGGAAGGACUUGCUGUCAGACAAGACAAGACAUUUUUAGGGAAUCAGACCAGCAGGGUUCACGAUGCCUCCCUUCAGGCAGCCGCCCAUCUUUUCGAACCUCGUCAGAGACAUCCAGCCUGAUGGAGAGACCUAACCCAGCCUUCGUCACCCCUGGCCUGGACACAGACCUCACCACAGCCUCUUCAGCCUUUAGACCCAGCCUUAGACACCGCUCCCCUUCCCCUGUCAAAGCUCCUCCCACCUCCUCCUCCUCUGUCCGAGCACCUCCCUGCUCCUCACCGUUCAGGGGUGCUCCAGCAUCUUCUGCCACCACUGUAUCUGCUGAGGAUACCUCCCUGAACACUAUCUCCAGGGCUCUUCCCCGUUUCUCUCCUAUUCCUUCUUCUGGGAGGGGUACCUCGAUGCAAGCUCCCCCUGCCUCUUCUUCUUCACCCUCCCCUGCUUCCUCUUCCUCUUCUUCUGGGAGGUCUUCAUCCAUGAGAGCAGGUCCUCCUUCUUCCCCUACACCGUCUUCUUCUCUCCGCUCUCCUCCAUGCUCUUCCCCCGUCGCUUCUUCUUCUGCGUUCACCAGAUCUUUAGCUGCCUCCUGUAUUAGCCAGUCCAUCAGUCAGAGUAUGGCAAAAAAGAACAAUGCCCCGCAACAAGCCCCGCCUGCAAACACAGUAAACCAAACCCCCUCCCCCAUGUCUUCCUUACCCUCCUCUCAUCUACGACGGCGAUCGCCUUCACCCAAACUCCCUCCCAGUCAGCAUCCAGUCCAUUCCCCGUCUAUGAGUCUACCCCAUCAUCAGCCCUCUUCCCCUUCCCCUCGUCCCUCAUUCCUUCACUCCAAAACUGAUUCAUCACAGAAUGCAAACAACAACAACAAUAACAACGUUAGCUUAGCGAUUAGCAGUGUAAGUAAUAACCAUGCCAUCAGUAAUGGGGGUUGGUCAGUAAGUCCACAGAGGGCGCUGCUAGCUAAUGGUAGCACCAACGCCACAGAUCCUCUCUGGUCGGGGUCACACAACCGUGUAGCUCGGCCCUUUUCUGCGUCCGAACCCAGCUCACGAGUUCAGUCCCCAUCUCCCUCUCCAACCCCUGCCUCCUUCACUCGCCUCUGCUCCCCACCUCCUCAACAUAAUUACUCCUCCCCCAUGGCUAACAAACCUCCCCACCCUCGGGGCACGCGUCUAGGAAGUGCGAGUUCUCAUAACCCACUAGGCCUAACUUUGGAGCUACCCAAGACCUCUUCAGCAAGUUCAGCUUUUGGGCAGUCUUCCUCAAGUCUGAGCCCUCAGAUACUCUCCCCACCUCCUAUUGGCGUGUCAGUGAAUGUUUGGGCAAAUAACGUUGCAGCACCUCAACCUAGGAACCCUAGACUUGCUUCCUCCUCUGCAUCUCCUUCCUUUUCUUCCUCGAUAGGCUCGCCAACACUGGAGAACGCAUCUUUCCCCUCUUCCUCUUGUUUUGUGGUCCCACUGCGUAGUUCCAGAGGCUCCUCCCCUUCCGCACCGUGUCCUCCUGCAACCUCCCAAACCCUCCGUAGGUCUUUCUCCUCCAACCUGGCGGACAGACCCCCUAGCCCGUCCCGGAACAACACUAGUGGGCUCCGCCGCUCAUGGGCAGAUAGCAGUCGCAGGUCCCUUGGUUUUGGUGGUAGUGGUCGAGGGUCCUUUGACCAGCAGGAGUCCUGUCCAACCAGUCCAAGGAGUGGGUGGUCCUCGUACGGCAGCUCACCUUCCUGCCUCAGCCCUCGAGGCGGGCUUCAGUCCCCACUCUCACCUAGCAAGCUUACCCCAGGGAAGGGCACCAUUGGUGGGCAGCAUUUCACCAGCGUGCCCUGGCCAGAUGUACGAGAGCUUUCAAACAAAUAUAAGGGAACUGAUAGCCUUGAUGCAAGUGCUACGUCCACUAUCAUUGCCUCCUCUCCUUCUCCUCUCUCCUCGCUCUCGCACACGCUCCUCUCCUCUCCUGUUUCAUCACACAGCCAGACAGAGUGGGAGGACCCAGAGCUAGAGGAGGGGAAUUGUCGCAGCCAGCUGAUCUGCGCCUACGUUGCCCGGCCCUCAUGUGAACAAAACCUCUCCUCCUCAUGCAUGGUCCUCUCCUCUUCUGGCAUUACCUCUCCUCUGACUGCCCCCUACCAGCACCACAAUUGCCAAUCCACAACACCUCCUGCACCCUCAAUCCCUUCGCCCUUGCCCCCAUGCUCAUCACCACUACCCUUUGCCCAUUCAUCUCCUACCAAACAGGGGAACCAGAAGACCAGCUAUGCCACCACAGUCAACCUCCAGAUUGCUGGAAGUGGUCGAAUAACCUCCUUCAGCACCGCCCAAGUUAGCCUGACCCAAACCCUGCAGGGUGGAGCAGGAGCUGGAGGACCAGGACAGGGGCAGAUGGCAAGGAGAGUGAGCAUCAAUGGACUUUCACAUCUUCCUCCCCCUCUUUCUCAGAAUUGUAACAGACUAUGAAAAAAAUAAAGAUCUUACAUGGAAUUACAAGACAAGAAGGGCCAACAAAAAAGUAAUGGAGAGAACAAGGCAUUACAGAAGAUGUGCACUUGUUAAUUUAUGGCCAGGACACAUUAGAAGUGUAACUGGUGGUUUCAGUGGCCAGUAGAUGGCACAGACCUCCAGAGCUGUACCCUGGCUUGAUGGAGACCAUGAGACCCUCAUAAAUUCAUGCUGAAAUGAUCUUUCUCCAGUAGCAAAACAUGGGGUACUUCAACUUGGGGAUAAGUUGACAUCCAUGGGACAUGAUGAAUGUUGUCAACCCUAUUUGACACUGAUUCCUCUCAGCGUGGUGGGAGGCGUUGAGGUUUAGAUGUAAUGCAGACGACGCAUUGAAUCAUCUGGAAGAGCUUUAUGAACAGAUGACCUUUUAGGAAUGGAAAUUCUACCUGCACAUUGCUCGCAUUUUUCAAUCUGGGCUAAGACUUUGAAUGGAUGCUAAUGGAAUUGUUUUAAAGAUCUUAAUAUUGUAAAAAGUAAAGAAAUUCUGUUGCCAUCAGUCGAAAUGUAUAACGUGGCUGUGAUCGUGCUGGAUGAGCACCCAAAAUCCCUGAAUGUCCACAGCUGGAUGUGAUAAAUUUGUGGAUCUGGCAACCAAAAAUUAGGAUCACACGGCUGGUCUUGCAUCAUUUAGCGGUCUGAAUUCUCUUUGUUGUAUUUUCCCUUCUGAGCGGCUCUGGACUUUCUGUGGAUGUGAUGACAUCUUGGAGGAACAAUUCAUUCUACAUUCUUUUGUAACAGACGGUUAAAUCAGUAACUUUUAGCAUGUGUUGAGCUGGGCUACAUCCAAUUCUGCUGAUCCUGCAGCUGCAGACGCAUUGAAGGUCGAGUGUCCAACCAGUGCUGUAUGCAAUCACAGUUACUUAAUGUUUUAUUUCUUUUUCUUUUAUAUUGUGUUGAACAAACAUCAUGUCAUGUCAUGUCAGGCUCUCUGAGGCCAGUGUUUAAGGUUGGUGAUUACUGUGGUUAUUAAUAAUCUAUCUUUUUAACCAUUAUAUUAUUCUUUUUUUUAUUAUUUUAUUGUUUAUUUAUGAAGUUAGUCUUAUUCUCUUUGGCACUUAUUAUCCUUAAAGUAAUGUUGGUAUUUUGCACAGUGUCCUCAGCUCUUGGGUGCAUGCAUCAAGUGUGUGUGUGUGCGUGUGCGUGCGUGCGUGUGUGUGUGUGUGUGUGUGUGUGUGUGUGUGUGUGUGCACGUGUGUGUGUGUGUGUGUGUGUGUCUGAAAAUGACGCGUCUGGUAAGUUCUGCUUUAACUUCAGACCAGGCCAAUACCUGUGUGUUUUUAAUGAUGACUUUGUUCCCAUGUUGAUAUGUUCAGUCGGUUCGGUCUCUCCUGUCGUCAGUGCCCUUUAGAAACCUUGCAUCUUGAGCUUCAGUAAAUUUUCAAAAGUACAGAGAGCCGGUUAGGUGGAAAAUGCUGCAUGACCUCUGCACACAGGGGACAACUGACACUUUUGAAAUGUUUACAAUCGGUGAUUAAAGCAGAAGGCUCGUGGUUUUCAUUUGGUCUGGUUGUCAAUUAAAUCAUUCCUAGCUUUUUUGAGAGGCUGAUGAGUCAACACUGAAUUUUCGGGAACUGCCCAUUAGUUCGACAGCCCAUUGGUUCGACAGCCCAUUGUUCCGACCAUAUUAAACUCAUUGUUCCGAAGUCCGUUCCGAAAUCAUCAUGAUGCCCUGUGGUUAAGGUCUGGUUAGGUUUAGGUACAAAAACCACUUGGUUAGGGUCAGGAAAAGAUCAUGGUGUGGGUUAAAAUAAAAAAGAAAGUGACAAACACAUAAGCCGUGAGCCUGCUCCGCCUCAAGCCGGUCGCGGCGCACCAUACGCCCGCCGCGAGCCGUUCAACACCGCGGACAGUCGGACUAAUGGGAUGUCGAACCAAUGGGCUGUCGAACCAAUGACAUGGACCCGAAUUUUCUACCAAAUUUAACACCCACGGCUUACAGUUCUGGUGAUGAGCACAGCUUAGAAAAUGCUUCCAGCGACUAUGUGUACAUGCACACUAUGAUUCAGAAUUGGCAAUACUCCAAAUUCAUCAUGUGUCAUGGGAACAGCAUAUUCCAUCUGGAUAUUCCAAAUUAGGCCUUUUUCUGAAUGUAGCAUUUUCCAAAUGAGACAUGUAGGAUGUGCUGGUAUUUUUGGGGUGUCGGGAGCAUUCUUUGCGCAUGCAUGCAGUGCAUUUGGAAUAUGCAUCUCAAAGUUUGUGACACACAGCCUCUUGCCUCUUUAUGCUCAGCUCUGUCUUGUAGACAAACCAGCUCACCAACAGUUUGCAAGGCUGGGAUCUGGCUGCUCUCAUGCACUGUUUGUACGUACAGUAUACCUACGAGAGGCAAUGCCCCAGAUUUCGUAUAUAACCUACGUAAUCAUGUAGGCUGCGAUCACAUGACCAAUGCACUCACAGGAGGAAGGAAGGAAGUGGUUUAAAGAGCAAAACGGGGUGUAAGGAAGCAGCCUGGAUGAGACUGACUCUGCACGAGACUGGUGCGUGUGUCCCGUGUGAAAGCAAGUGAACUUCAAGUUAUUUAGGCACGUUGUCACCAGGUUUCUUUUCCUAAAACAAAUCUAUGCAACUUUACAUUAAUUAUGUAAUUUUACAAUUAUAAUGUUAUGUCACGAUACCCAACCAUGUUUCUUUUCUUAAACCCAACCUAUGUAACUUUACGUACGUUAAGUACGUAACGUGACCAUGUCCAACUGUUUCUUUUUCUAAACCUAACCUACACAGAUUUAUAUUAAUUAAAUCAUUUUACUUUUACUACGUGAUGUGACGAUGCCCAACGAUGUUUCUUUUUUCUAAAACUAACCUCUGCAAAUUUACGUUAAAUACAUCAUUUUGCGUUAUGUAUGUAGCAUGACGACAUCAAAUCAUGGAUUUUUUUCUAAACUCAGACUAUGUAACUAUAUUUACCUAAACCUAAGCUACUCAGCUUUACGUUAAAUAUAUAAUUUAAUGUUUAGUACAUAACUUGACGACGUCAAAUCGUGUGUCUCUUUUUCUAAACCCAACCUACGUAACUAAACCUAACCCACGCUACUUUAUGAUAAGUACGUAACUUUACAUUAAGCAUGUAAGGUGAUGAUGCCCAAAUAUGUUUCAUUUUCUAGACCUAAUCUAUGUAACUUUAUAUUGAUUGUGUAAUUUUAUGUUUAGUUCGUAACGUGACAAUGUCCAGCUAUGUUUCAUUUCCUAAACCUAACCUACAUAACUUCAUAUUCAAAACAUAAUUUUACGUGAAGUACGUCAUGUGACCACACCCAACCACGUUUCUUUUUCUAAACCUAACCUAAGCAACUUUAUGUUAAUUAUGCAGAUUAAAGUUAAGUACGCAACGUGAUGACGCUCAACCAUCUUUCCCUCCCUAAUCUAAUCUAUGUAACCUUAUUUUCCAAAAUCUAACCUCCAUAACUUAAGUAUGUAACUUCAUGUUAAGUACGUAACAUAAUGAUGCCCAACCAUGUUUCUUUUCCUAAACCCAACCUACAUAAAUUCAUGUCAAGUAUGUGGUGUGAUGACGUCACUCAUGGAGCACUAAUUCGUUAGACGUCAUAUAAACCAUUGUAUGAGUAAACGCUGUAGCCGUAGAAAUCUACGCCCGAGAGAAAAGCCUACAUUCCUGGUUGAAAGGGCAAACAUGCCUACUUUUAAACAUUAUGAAAACUUGGAUAUAAACAGACCUUUGGAUUUGCACAAAUAUCACAACAGACCUUUUCGAGAACGUGGUUGAAGAAGUGAAACAGGGAAUCAGCUGCCUGUAGAAAACUUUGGAAAAAAUCCUAUUUUAAUGUGAAAUUAAGCAAAACUGCAGAGGCGACUCAGCUGUUCCACUUUUCCAUAUUUUGACAUAAUGUUAGAGCCUGUUAAUCGGAGUAUGCACGGCUGCUUUUAAACAGGAAUGUUAGUGGAAUAUUCAUUUUCAUUAGCCAAGUGAACAGAUUAGUAGAAAGUUGUUUUUUUCGGAAUAUGGGCAAAAACAGGAAUUUUUUGUGCAUGUAAACAUAGUCGCUAUCUCUUAUGUCUAGGAUAUGUUGUUAAUUGAUUGAGUGAUCUGUUUUUAUGUAUUGAGUGUAUGUUUUUUAGUAUGGACCUUGAGUCAGAUAAUAAUAAUAAACUGAAACUGAUAGUCAGUGAUAGAAAGUAAAGUAUUUAAAAAAUUAAACUAGUGGUUACAAUUGAAAUGAAAAUGUCAAAUAUUAGAAAAAAUAAAGAGAUGUGUGAUUUCUGCAGGGCACUGGUGACAAACUGGAGAGAACAUAAUGUUUUUGGGAACUGGUGAAAAGGGAAAUAUUAACUAAAUCUUCAUCCGGUAACCCUCAUAGCGUCAGUGAGAUGUACGGAAAAUAAAGGUAUG
Epinephelus moara (kelp grouper) is the source of this 13103-nucleotide messenger RNA. RefSeq names its product pleckstrin homology domain containing, family G (with RhoGef domain) member 2 (gene plekhg2). The transcript has 25 exons. The record is from RefSeq and is a predicted model, not a curated record. Gene Ontology annotation, molecular function: guanyl-nucleotide exchange factor activity. Lineage: Eukaryota; Metazoa; Chordata; Actinopteri; Perciformes; Serranidae. Bases 500 to 8716 code for a protein of 2738 amino acids.